CCAAUCAUAGUGAAGGGGCGGGGUUUGUCGGAAUGUGGAUGUGGAAAAAAUAAAAACAGCCGGCUUUUCUUUUCCUCGGUUCGUUAUCCUUCCCCCCGGUCCGGUUCGGUUGGGUUCGGUUCGGUUGUUGUCGUCGUCGUCACCUCAGUGCAGUUUGCAGACAUGGCGAAUGUAGUGGACACCAAGCUCUACGACAUCCUCGGAGUUUCUCCUACGGCUACCGAGAACGAGCUGAAAAAGGCGUAUCGCAAGCUGGCGAAAGAAUAUCACCCUGAUAAGAAUCCCAAUGCAGGAGACAAGUUUAAGGAGAUCAGCUUUGCGUACGAGGUGCUGACUAACCCUGAGAAGAAGGAGCUGUAUGACCGGUAUGGAGAGCAGGGCCUGCGUGAAGGAGGAGGAGGAGGAGCCGGGAUGGAGGACAUUUUCUCCCACAUUUUCGGCGGAGGUCUGUUUGGGUUCAUGGGCGGUCAGAGCAGCAGGAACCGAAACGGGGGACGGCGGAGGGGAGAGGACAUGGUGCAUCCGCUCAAGGUGUCAUUAGAAGAUCUUUACAACGGCAAAACCACCAAACUCCAGCUGAGCAAGAACGUCCUGUGUAGCGCCUGCAACGGUCAGGGGGGGAAGACGGGCGCGGUGCAGAAGUGUACGGCGUGCAGAGGCAGAGGGAUGAGGAUCAUGAUCAGACAGCUGGCUCCUGGUAUGGUCCAACAAAUGCAGACGGUGUGCAACGACUGUAGCGGCGAAGGUGAGGUGAUCAGUGAGAGGGACCGGUGCAAACAGUGCGAGGGCCGUAAGGUGUGUAAGGAGGUGAAGACGCUGGAGGUGCACGUGGAUAAGGGAAUGAGACACGGGCAGAAGAUCACGUUCAGUGGAGAAGCGGAUCAGUCUCCCAACACCGAUCCUGGAGAUAUUAUACUGGUGCUGCAGGAGAAGGAACACGAGGAGUUCCGCAGAGAAGGUAAUAACCUGCACAUGUGCCAGACAAUCGGCCUGGUGGAGGCGCUGUGCGGCUUCCAGCUCACUGUCACACACCUUGAUGGGCGACACCUCCUCAUCAAAUACCCUGCUGGAAAGGUCAUCGAGCCAGGUGCUAUGAGGGUGGUGCCUGGAGAGGGAAUGCCGGAGUACAGGAACCCGUUUGAGAAAGGAGAUCUCUACAUCAAGUUUGACGUUCGGUUCCCGGAUAGCGGCUGGCUCAGUACCGAGAAACUAACCGAACUGGAGUAUCUGUUACCGUCACGUGACGAGGACGCCGUCAUCACGGCUGACACGGAGGAGGUCGACCUACAGGAGUUCGAUGUGAGUCAGGGGUCAUCUGGAGGUCAACGGCGUGAGGCCUAUAACGACAGCUCGGAUGAGGAGGGCGGUCCUCACGGGCCGGGGGUGCAGUGCGCCCACCAGUAACAUGUCUCUCUCUCUCACACACACACACACACACACACACACACACACACACACACACACACACACACACAGCUCAGUCACAGUGUAUCACACCUGGAACAAAACGCCUCCCCUCCUCCAGCCCAGACCUGCCAUCCUUCACGCGUUUUGUGUCCGAGCUCCGUAUCUUAACGUCAGACCACACCGCUACGUGAUUCGCCUCAAAAAUACGCGGUCUUCUUUUUCCUUGCGAUAAAAGCGACAGAUGUGAAUCCGGAAUGAUUGACGGUUGGGUAGAUGUACGUCGAUUGAUCUAUUGAGCUGCGUGUACAGCUGAUGAUGUGAGCGGCCAUUUUGAAUUGAAUGCGCUUGCUGAACUUGGAAUUCGAGAGACCGCCCCGAGUUCCCAACUUGGAAUUCCUUGGGAAUCGAGGGGAUGGAAAUUUUACCUAGUCGGAGGUCGCAAAUUGUGAGUCACGAUCUUUUUUUCUUUCUUUUUUUUCCUCAAAUGCAGCGUAACUGACCCCCUGGAGGCCCCGCCCCCUUACACCCAUACUAUGUUAGUAAUUGGUUAUUUCACCUUGAUUUUCCUGCCAUGAUGCGGUGUCCUCACUUCCUGUCACGGUAAAUGGGGAAUGAUUUGAGUUCAACACUGUGUGUGUGCGUGUGUGUGUGUACACAACACACUCCAGUUUCUACCUUACAUAAUGUGUGAAAGGACGAUAUCGGAAAUGUGCUGCGUUUCCAUGGAGAUGGCAGGUCUGUGAUCUCUUGUACCCCCGUCUCAUCUCCUCUCCUCUCCUCUCAUCCCUCCGUCCUGUAAACCGCCGAAUGCACACUAAAUAACUCCUUCACUUCAACUAAGACUGGAAUGCUAAACUAGAACCUCCAUCUUCCAUUCCAAUAAAGAAACGUUCACGCGUUUUAAACGAAUAACAAGAAGCAAAGAAAAGAUAUAUAGAAUGGGUUGUUUUUAAUUCAUUACCACCGACAUUAUCAUUGUAGACUUUUAUAUACUGUAUAUGUUACUGAAUAUUUAAACUUUAAAGCAAUUGUGUAUAGGAUUUAAGUUAUAAUCACACACACACACACACUUCUGAAACAGUGCCAGAAUCAAGACAACACAUUGUCGAAAAGUUCAAUAAAAGAUUUUACGUGUGUAAUA
Molecule: messenger RNA, 2548 nt
Organism: Ictalurus furcatus (blue catfish)
Lineage: Eukaryota; Metazoa; Chordata; Actinopteri; Siluriformes; Ictaluridae
Gene: dnaja2b
Product: DnaJ heat shock protein family (Hsp40) member A2b
Exons: 9
Coding region: 163-1404 (413 amino acids)
Biological process (GO): response to heat; protein refolding
Cellular component (GO): cytosol; cytoplasm
Molecular function (GO): Hsp70 protein binding; ATP binding
Source: RefSeq, a predicted model, not a curated record